This is a messenger RNA of Nannospalax galili (Upper Galilee mountains blind mole rat), 1656 nucleotides long. It is a transcript of the gene Klc3, whose product is annotated as kinesin light chain 3. Gene Ontology annotation, molecular function: kinesin binding. The transcript is spliced from 13 exons. The record is from RefSeq and is a predicted model, not a curated record. The coding region runs from base 82 to 1599 and encodes 505 amino acids. Gene Ontology annotation, biological process: axo-dendritic transport. Gene Ontology annotation, cellular component: kinesin complex; cytoplasm; membrane-bounded organelle. Lineage: Eukaryota; Metazoa; Chordata; Mammalia; Rodentia; Spalacidae.
CCCAGGGCUCUUGGCUGACAGGGAGCUCAGAGCUGGGGUGUCUGGGGACCUUGGGGUGGGGAGGGCUAACCAGGAACAACCAUGUCUGUGCAGGUGGCAGCGCCUGGAAGCACGGGGCUGGGCCCGGAGCGCCUCAACCCUGAGGAGCUGGUGAGGCAGACUCGGCAGGUGGUCCAGGGGCUGGAGGCCCUCCGGGCUGAGCACCACAGUCUGGCUGGGCACCUGGCCAAGGCCUUGGCUGGUCAGGGCCCUGUGGCUGCCGUUGAGUUGCUGGAAGAGAAGCAACAAGCGGUGAACCAUUCGCUGGAGGCCAUCGAGCUGGGAUUGGGCGAAGCCCAGGUGCUGCUGGCUCUGUCUGCCCAUGUGGGUGUGUUGGAGGCUGAGAAGCAGAGGCUACGGGCGCAGGCACGGAGGCUGGCCCAGGAGAACACAUGGCUUCGUGAGGAGCUGGAGGAGACGCAGAGGCGCCUGCGGGCCAGUGAGGAGGCUGUGGCCCAGCUGGAAGAGGAGAAGAGCCACCUCCAGUUCCUGGGGCAGCUACGACAAUAUGACCCACCUGAGGAGAACCAGCGGCCUGAAUCCCCACCUCGGAGGGACAGCCUGGUGUCCCUGUUUCCCAGUGAGGAGGAGGAGAGGAAAGGUCCUGAGGCAGCUGGAGCUGCUGCAGCUCAGCAGGGCGGCUAUGAGAUACCAGCCCGCCUUCGGACCCUGCACAACCUGGUGAUCCAGUACGCAGGCCAGGGCCGCUACGAGGUGGCUGUGCCUCUGUGUCGUCAGGCCCUGGAGGACCUGGAGCGAAGCUCAGGCCACUGCCACCCUGAUGUGGCCACCAUGCUUAACAUCCUGGCACUGGUAUACAGAGACCAAAACAAGUACAAGGAGGCCACAGAGCUUCUUCACGACGCCCUGCAGAUCCGGGAGCAGACGCUGGGCCCUGAACACCCUGCCGUGGCGGCCACCCUCAACAACCUGGCUGUUCUGUACGGGAAGCGUGGGCGUUUCCGGGAGGCAGAGCCCCUUUGCCAGCGUGCCCUGGAGAUCCGGGAAAAGGUUCUGGGUGCAGACCACCCCGACGUGGCCAAGCAGCUCAACAACCUAGCCCUGCUCUGCCAGAACCAGGGCAAGUUUGAGGAUGUGGAGCGGCAUUAUGCACGGGCCCUGAGUAUCUAUGAGGCCCUGGGGGGGCCACACGACCCCAACGUGGCCAAGACCAAGAACAACCUGGCCUCAGCCUACCUGAAACAGAACAAGUACCAGCAGGCAGAAGAGCUGUACAGAGAGAUCCUCAGCAAGGAAGCCCUGCCCGCCCCACUUGGAGCCCCCAAUGCAGGCACAGUGGGUGACGCAGAACAGCAGGUCCUGCGUCGCAGCAGCUCCUUCACUAAGCUCCGAGAGUCCAUCCGGCGGGGAAGUGAGAAGCUUGUCUCCCGCCUCCGAGGCAACAGCAUGGCAGGGGCCGCUGGGAUGAAGAGAACCAUGUCACUCAAUAUGCUGAAUGUGGAUAGUCCAAGAGCUGCCAGGACGCAGCUCUCCACACGGCACCUGAGCGAGGCCCCUCGGACCCUCAGCGCCAGCACCCAGGACCUGAGACCACGCUAGGGUGGACUGGCCAUGGUGGCCGCAGCUUCUCAGGGAGGGACAGUCAGGUGGAUUAUC